CCUAUGAAUUUUCUCAGACAGAGGUUUGCUAAGUAGAGAGUCAAUCAAAGAGCAGCUACGCGGAAGCGUGGCGCCGAUGCCGUAAUCUGCCUAGCAACCGUGAAGCCGGCUUUAAAGCGGUAACUUCGGGUGGGCCGAAGGUUUCUUCCCGCUCUGUCGGUGCAAAUAAAAAUAAGUACCGGCGGUGAACGAGUUGCUUAGCCCCCAGGGAAGGUCUCCGUUACCGAGGCCGGGAGUCCGGCACGGAAUCCUUACGGCCUCGUUCAUUGGAGGUGAGGAGCCCCGAGUUGAGAUUGGCACAAUGACGGACGAAGCUUGCCGAACCAGGAGUCAGAAGCGGGCACUAGAACGAGAGGUGACACAGAACGACGUGGACACUAAAAAGAUUAAGCUGGAAAAGGGAAUGUUGGAUAUAAAAGAAGAUGGGGAUCUUUUAUUAAAGACUGAGUCCAGUAAAUUACCAGGGUUACUGAAGAGUGCAGAAGUAAAAGCUACCAUUAAAUUGGAGUUGCCCGCAGGAGAUGAGCCAAUGGAUAUGAGCACAUCAAAAAGUGAUCUGAAGAGAGAAAAGAGGGUUCCUUCCCCAGAUGUUAUUGUACUGUCCGAUAAUGAGCCUUCCAGCCCACGGAUGAAUGGAUUAACAAAAGUUCCGAAAGAGCCCAGCUCUGAGACUUUCUUGCUAAUGCGGAAAAGUAGUCCAGAGGAGAGGGAGCGGAUGAUAAAGCAGCUUAAAGAAGAGUUACGGUUAGAAGAAGCUAAGUUGGUGCUCUUAAAGAAGCUUCGGCAAAGCCAGAUCCAAAAGGAUACUGCCCCUCAGAAGGUGACCUCCCGUAUUUCUGGCACGGUUAUUCCUCCUCCUUUGGUACGAGGUGGGCAGCAGGCACCAUCCAAGCAGUCAACACAGAUAGUGAUGCCUCCUCUAGUACGAGGGGCCCAGCCCAUCUCUGUCUCUCCUCAGCAGAUUCAUAACAUUAGACAGCAUCCAAGUACAGGGCCCCCUCCACUGCUUUUGGCACCACGGGCAUCUGUACCCAGCGUCCAGAUGCAGGGUCAGAGAAUCAUCCAGCAAGGCUUAAUCCGUGUGGCAAACGUUGCAAACACAAACCUGUUAGUCAACAUCCCACAGGCAUCUCCAACAUCUUUAAAAGGAUCAGCAGGUACAGCCACCAGCAUCUCAAGCGCCAACUCUAAUGACUCUCCUGCCAGCCGACAAGCAGCAGCCAAGCUGGCCCUCCGCAAACAGCUGGAGAAGACUUUGUUAGAAAUUCCUCCCCCUAAGCCACCAGCUCCAGAGCUCAACUUUCUGCCGAGUGCAGCUAACAACGAGUUCAUCUACCUAGUGGGAUUAGAGGAGGUUGUACAAAAUCUGCUAGAAUCUCAAGGUAAAAUUUCUCAAGCACCCUCAUCCCAUGAACCUUAUAUAUGUGCCCAGUGCAAGACUGACUUCACUAGCCGCUGGAGACAAGAGAAGAAUGGUACCAUCAUGUGUGAAGUUUGCAUGUCCUCUAACCAAAAGAAAACUCUUAAAGCUGAGCACACAAACCGACUGAAGGCUGCCUUUGUUAAGGCCCUGCAGCAGGAGCAGGAGAUUGAACAGAGGAUAUUACAACAGAGCUCCUCUCCUGCACAGUCUAAGGCAGAUCAUUCUGUGCAGCACCACUCCUUGAAACAGAGUCCUACCCCAAUAUCACGUGGACUAUCAGGGACCACACGAGGCAUCUUGCACACGUUCCCCCCUACGACCAAGCUGCCUAAUGCAGGCACUCUUGCUAAUCGGGCAGGAAAACCAGGAGAUCGUUCUCUGAACAAGAGUAACAUGACAGGAAACUGGAAGAAAAGCCCUAUCAAUGCAGGAGGAACUUUAGCUUUUGUAAACCCCGGCCUCGCCAUGCACAAAUCAGCAGCUGUGGACCGCCAACGGGAAUACCUCUUGGAUAUGAUUCCUUCUCGUUCAAUCACCCAAUCCUCUACAUGGAAAUAAUGAAUAACACCCUUGGGUGUGACCGAAAUACCAGGCAAAAUACGCAAACCUUAAGAACGUGUGAGAUACAAAAAAAAGACUGUUUUGUACACUGUCCUUCACUUGUGGCUUUUUGGUGAAGGAUAUUCCUGUCCUACAAACCCCCUCCUCUGAUCUUUGUGUACCACUAAUUCUUCUGUAGAUGGCAGGCUGAAUAGCAGCAUCUAAGAAGAGGUGCCUGGGGUACAGGGUUCUCAGUGGAGGAGCAUACAGGAAGAUUGUGACACCAUUUUUAUCUUUCAGAUCUGAUUGGACUGUCCAGCAACUUGAAAUCUCACAAUUAUUGUCAUAUAUAUAUUUUUGUUUUAUCCUACUUUUAUUUUUAAUGUUUCAGUUCUCGCACCCUCAAACAUUUCCUUCGGUUUCUCUGCUUCCAGGUGAAUGUUCCCAAAUUAAGUCACCAAAAAAUGUGCUUUAUCAUGCCGAAACACCUUCAGAGGUUUUUUGAAUUCUUCAUGUUCCUUGAGUGACUGAGGGUGUUACUGGAUUUUUUUUUUUUUUCUGCAUGGUUAAAUAAUCAGGUCCACUUCUGGUUCUGGAGCAAUCAGUCCAGACGGAACUAAAGCAUUUGUUGAUCACAACAAAUAUAGAUAAGAUAUAAAUAUAUAUAUAUGAAUAUAUGUAUGAAGUUUAUACCCCACACUAGCCCUUUGAACUUUGCAGACAAAUGGAUUGCUACACUUGCAGAAAGAUGUUACGGUCAAAAGAGGCCAUAAAUUAUUUCCUCUAAAACCCCUUUAGCUUGCUUUUUAUUGGACUGAAGUUUGUGAAGGGCUAGAGGACAUGGUGGUGGAGGGGAGCUAGUUCCCUGUUCAACUUUUUAUGCUGCAUUAAUUCAGAGUUCAGUUUUCACAAUCUCGUAACCUGUACAGAUCUGCCUGAUCCUUCCAAUGGCUUUGUAGAACAAUAUAUUGCUCCUCCUCUCAUAAUGGGAGACCAGCGCAAACAGUCUUCUAAUUAGCGCUCUCCUCCCCCCAGGCGAUAAACUGGGUAUCAUUGCACUCUCCUGUUCAUUUGCUUAAAAUCCUUUCUUUCUGCAAAGUUAUGUUGCUAUUUAAGGCUGUGGGAGGAAGAGGAUUGGAACAACAAUGACGGAAACAUACAUGUUAAAUCCUUUCCCUCUUACAAAAAAUAAUGUUCAUUUUAAUCCUUUCUGUUGUGUGGAUAUAAAUGUUUAGAUAAUUUUUGAUAUAUACAGUUGCUUAGGGUUUAGUGUUUUUUUUUUUCUCCUUCUCUCCUCCUCCUUAUUUGCUAGGGGGAGGCUUUAUUUUCUGUUGUAUAAAAAAAAAACAAAAAAAAAAAACCUAGAAUUUAAACUUGACUUUUUUGCGUGUAUGAUAAGUUAGAAGGGGUGAAAAUUAUAUAUUUUUUCCAUUCCAAAACAAGGAGGGCUAUUUCCAGGGGAAAGUGUAAAUGGCUGCAAUAAGUAUUUUUUAUCCUAGGAAUGCUGUGCAUGCUAUGGCAUCAACGCAUACCCCUAGAGCAAUCCCUGUUUUUAUUUGCCCUCAGUAAGGUACCCAGAAAUUGUAAUGGAUUUUGUAAUAUCUGUUAUCACAGUGUUUUGUGAAUUUCUGAGUGCUUUAUUGAAUUGUAGCUGGCCAUUAUUUUUUUGAAUUCAUGAACAUAUGUAUGCACAAGUGCAUUGCUAGUGGUACAUCUUGUUUCAUGCCUUCUUUGUAUGUAUUCAUAAAUAUUUAUGCCCUCAUAUUUGUAAAAUAACACAUUGUGGUCAGAGGACCUAUGGAGAGCUUCCAGGUAGCUGCAGCCAGCAACUUUUUCAGUCUUUUAAAGGCUGCUGGCUGCUUUUUUGUUUCCUUACCUUAUCCCUCGGGCCUGCAAGCUGAUUACAGAUUUUUUGUUUUGUUUUGUUUUUUUAAAUAAAGGUAAUUGCAGCAUCUUCAAAUCCCUUAACAUGUUUCUCUCCACCUCAUCACCUCUUUCAGGGAAGAGGACACAGUGCAUUUUUUUUUAUUGCACUUCUAGCUUUAGGGGUACAGCUAUUUAGACUCCUUGGGGGAAAAUAAUUGUGUGUGCCUGCUGGAGUGUGUGGGAGGCUGGUAUGCCCCAUCACUGAUAGAACUAGCCAUUUCUAUUUAAUCACACUGGCCAGAAAAAAAGCAUUUCUGAAUAAUAUUAAUAAAUAACUAAGCCAACUUAAA
Molecule: messenger RNA, 4179 nt
Organism: Xenopus tropicalis (tropical clawed frog)
Lineage: Eukaryota; Metazoa; Chordata; Amphibia; Anura; Pipidae
Gene: gatad2a
Product: GATA zinc finger domain containing 2A
Exons: 10
Coding region: 302-1981 (559 amino acids)
Biological process (GO): regulation of DNA-templated transcription; negative regulation of transcription by RNA polymerase II
Cellular component (GO): nucleus
Molecular function (GO): sequence-specific DNA binding
Source: RefSeq, a predicted model, not a curated record